Gavia stellata (red-throated loon) is the source of this 4627-nucleotide messenger RNA. It is a transcript of the gene TSTD2, whose product is annotated as thiosulfate sulfurtransferase like domain containing 2. The coding region runs from base 1 to 1446 and encodes 481 amino acids. The record is from RefSeq and is a predicted model, not a curated record. Lineage: Eukaryota; Metazoa; Chordata; Aves; Gaviiformes; Gaviidae. The transcript has 9 exons.
AUGGUGCCGGGCGAGGCGCCGCCGCCCGGCCCGGGGUCGCCGCGGGGCAGCGUGGCGGCUGAGGCGGUCGCCGCUAGGAAGGAGCACGCCUUCGCCCGGAGGAAGGCCUUUUCCCAGUUCGUCAAAGCCAAGGAGGUGCCGGCCGCAGCCCGGUGUCCCGCCGGCGGAGAGGGCGUGCGGUGGCGGUGCUGCCGGCAGGCGUUCGAAGAGCUCUCCGGCAUUCACAGGCAUGUGGCUCUGCAGCACUCCGCGGAGAUCGGGCAGCAGGCAGGUCUGACUGCAAAGCAGGCAGCUGGUGAAGCCAGCCCGUCGAGCGGCCCGGCUCCCGCGGGCAACGCAGGCGGGCCGAAUGGGCGCUCUCGUAGCAGUCCUGAGAUCUCCUGUAUGCUCCCAGACACAAGCCAUGUUAGCUAUGAUGAUCUGACAAGCAAGGUGGGGGAGGUACUUCUGUAUUACUGUUACUGUGAGGUGAAGGAUCCAGAGAAACUCUGUGCUUGGCAAAAGGCUCUGUGCCAGCAUCUGCAUCUCACUGGCAAGGUACGAGUUGCUUCAGAAGGGAUUAAUGGGACAGUUGGUGGAAGCAAAGUAGCUACCAAUCUCUACAUUGAAGUGAUGCUUUCCCAGCCUCUGUUCAAAGACGUUUUGUGUCAAGAGGAUUUCAAGAGCAGUGCAGGAGGAGCUCACUGUUUCCCAGAUCUUCGAGUUGGAGUAUUCAAAGAAAUUGUACCUAUGGGCAUUGAUCCAGAGAUUGUGUCUUAUAAAGAAACUGGAAUCCAUUUAUCCCCUCAGGAAUUUCAUAGAGAAGUAGAACAGUAUUUGUCUAAGGCCAGUAAAGGACAAAGCGAUACCAUCUUGCUGGACUGUAGGAACUUCUAUGAAAGUAAAAUUGGACAUUUUCAGGGCUGUCUGGCUCCAGAUAUCAGGAAGUUCAGCUAUUUUCCCAGCUACGUGGAUGAAAACCUGGAACUUUUUAAAGACAAGCGUGUCCUGAUGUACUGCACAGGAGGGAUUCGUUGUGAAAGAGGCUCUGCUUAUCUACGGAGCAAGGCAGUAUGCAGAGAGGUUUACCAGCUAAGAGGUGGAAUUCACAAGUACCUGGAAGAGUUUCCAGAUGGAUUCUACAGGGGGAAGCUGUUUGUGUUUGAUGAGCGUUACUCCAUUUGUUCCAAUGAAGAUAUCAUCUCAGCAUGCAGAUACUGUGCAACACUGUGGGAUCAGUAUAAACUUUGUUCCAGCCAGCACUGCCGGCAGCUUGUCCUGACAUGUCCAAGUUGUCGCAACAAAGGUCUUACAGCUUGCUGUCCUGUUUGUCAAGAGAAGGAGCUCAAGGUGAAUUCAAGGGCUUCAGGACAGACACUUAAGGAGGAAUGUGAAUGUACAAGGAGACGGCCAAGGGUACCUAUUGAACAUGUCUCGCAAAAGACACUGGAUGCAGGGAAAGAUUAAGCUGUUUCAUUAGCUAAUCUGACAUGUGCUAAUGCGAAGGGCUUCUAUAACCAGAUCCCUAUCUGUUAUUAAUUAGGUUUGGAAAUCAUGAGAAUGUGUUGGCUUGGGAAGUCUUGUUCAUAUGCUGCCUUUAAGCCUAGAGUAUGCCCUGAAAACCAUCCAUUACUUGACCGUAAGUUACCAGAGUGCCCAACCCAUCACCAGCACUACAGGAUUUCUCUCCCUGGGUACAGUCUUGUAGCAUGGCCUCUACCAUGGGGAUUUUGGAGCAGAGUAUGUGCAGUGGGACACAGCUGCUCACAAUUCAAAAGAGACUGAAGGGACAUAGGAACAUUCCAUUGUUUUCCUCCUGCAUGGAGAUGGAUCUGUCCAGCCUCCUCAUGAUCAUGCAUUUCCUUCAAUAGCUAGUGCCAGGGUGUGAAAACAGCAGAUGUAUCAGUUGGGCAUGGGUACGUGACUGGAUUAGAGCUGAAAAUAUUUCCCACAAACAUGCCAUCUGCCUGCAUCUCUUGCUUUAUACCAGUGAGAAGCAAGGGGUAGUUACCUGAAGUCACUGGCUUGACUCCUCUGUAAAACUGGCAGAAGGCAGCAUAAAGACCCCUCUUGUAACAACUGGAGCGAAGGCCCACAGAUACUGUCUGCCCAGCCAUACUUGUUGUGUGUGACCCGUAGGAUGAACAGCAAAAGUAAUCCUCAUUCCAAUGCGCUGUCUCCCCGGGAACUGUUGUUUCCCUCAACUUCUCAGUUCAUGAAAUAUCCAGGGCUCACCUCUGCUUGCACUAGGAAAAACUGACAGCUUGAAGCAUGUUGAAACUGAGACACACAGAGAGGGGAGCACAGAGACUAUCAAAAUACCAGCAUUAUGGCACUGGAAGUGAUGCUGACGUGCAUAAAUGUCAUCAACAGCUAUAAGGAGAUUGCAAGAUCCUUCAUCUGAGUUAAGUAAUUUAAGAUUUGGGAGCAUUUGUGCUUUGUAAACAUGGGUUGAGUUUUUCAAAAGCUGUGAGAUGUUUAUGCAAUUUCCAGCUCUUAUUAGCAGAGAAAUUGUCUUUGAAUUCAAAGGCAUCCACAGCAUAUGAGCUCAAAAUACUUCUCUGUCUGCUGCUUUGUGUGCCUGAUGCUGUAGAAUGUACAGAAAGGUUUUAUUAAUAGUGUAGAUGUGUUUUGACUGAAAAAUGUCUUUGAAACUUACUGUCAUUCUUGGUACUGAAUAGUUAGUCAUUAGGAAAUCAAAAUCUUUUACUGGUUUGUUGGGGUUUUUUACUGGCAACUACUUUUAAAAGCAAGAAAACAGUUUACUCAGGUUUCUGCAGUUGCUUAAUGACAGUUAGGGCAAUGUUAUUUUCAUAUAGCUUGUAACUUUCUCCCCCAGUGCUAUGAAUUCAGCAAGGCCUCGUUGUUGGCUUGACUAGCAACUUAACAAUAUGGGCACUGGUUCCGUUAAAGACAUGGAAAGCAUUUCUUCUUACUUCCAGUAUUGCUACUGUGAAAUCAAUGGCUCAGCAACUGUCUUUAUGACUGUUCCUUUCAUGAAGCAAAACUUUGAAACUUAUGAAUGUUUCCUUUGGGAACCUUUCUAGGAUGGUAUUUAAUAAUAAAUCUGUACACAAUCCAUACUGGAGAAAAAACCUGGAAAAUUCCCAUCAGUAGACACCUUCAGCAGAAGUCUAAGCAGUAUCCAUGGUCCCCUGGCAUCUUGCCUCCCAAGCUUUGCUGGCCAGUUAACCUCUGUGUUUUUGAGGACUGGAAUACUUGUGGAAAGAAAUGCAAGCUCUACUUGCAGGCCUGGUCUAGAGCACUGAUGGGAGUGCCCCAACUUGCAUAUUAUGCUCUCUCUUUUCUUCAUGUAUUAGGCUAAAAAGAACACAGUUUUAUAAUUCAGUCUAUCAGCAAGUCUGGAAUGCUGUGGUCUAUUUGGAAGGCUGUUUCUAUAUCACUUAUCAGUACAGAAUGGCAACAACUAUAUUUUGUAUGUAAACUUCUGAAACUCCUAUGAUGAUAAAAAACCUUUAGUGCUUCCAUCAUAAUUUUUAAAGUACUGCACAAAUACACUUCACCUGUAUGUUGGAAGUGCUUAAUUCUGCAGAGGUAAAUGCUGAAACCUAGCAAGCUGUCUGCCACAUGGUAGACCUGGCUACAAGGUACAAUUCUGAGAGCCCCUAGCAGCUGGAGACUCUACCUCAAAGGCAGAGGGAAGCCAUCGGGCCUCUUCUGGUCCUUGCUGCACUAAGGCAAGGGAGGCGAAGGGUUUGAGAUGUACAGAUGGAGGCCCAUAAAGCCAGGUUUCCUCUGCUGCAGAGAGGGAGGGGGGCAAGAGACAGCCUCCCUCUUGCAAGUUAGCCCGUGAGCAGCUUCUGUAUCCUGGCUUCUGGAGUAGUUUUGUCAGGUAAUACAAAUAAGGACUUCCCAGGUGAAAUGCUGUGUGCUGGGAUCCAGGCACUUCAGUGGUAAUGCCUGAGAGAAUACACUUUAGCUCCAGGAGAGGUGAGAGUUAUGCAGGAUUGGCUGAGACUGCCAGAUGCUGCAGUCAGCAGAUGGCUUUUUCCCCUUUUCCUAGAGAGCUGCUAGGACAUGCAGUGAUCCAUUUGCUCCUAAAUACCGCCAUUUUUUAGUUCCAUCGCUGCACAGCUCAAUGCCUUUCACCACAAAGCCUGAUGCCUCUCAGCACAGCCUGUCUGCUGCACAGCUCUCAGCUCUCACAUGCAUCUUUCAGAAAAGCAGCUCUGUAAGGAUCAGCUGAGGAACCUGGAGUGAUCCUGCCAGCUUAAUGUACAUUUGGACUGCAUGGUUAAUUUGGAUGUCACUACAGUGAAACACAGGACAAUGUUCUUGCUUUUUUUUCUUUCUUAAGGGCUAUAUUUUUUCAUUCAGGAAAAAAUGCUGUUGUAGUAUCCAUGGUAGUGCUCCCUGCUCUGCAGACGCAUCUUCUUGCAUGUGUGGGUUUCUUAGCGCCAUCAUGAUUUCCCAGGAUAGGAUUCAGUUAUGUUCUUCUGAAGGCAAGGGAAGAGGAGCCUGUACCAUGCAAAUCUGAGUGGAUGGCUCAACUGAAACUGUGGCUCUGGUUUGACAAUUUAGUUGACUGUUUUGAAGUUUUUGCAGUGCAUGUGGAAGAAAGAGGCUGUCAGUUUCUUUCCUUUUUUUUUUUUUAAAUACAUUUUCAAGUAUUUCUCAUCUGUAUUCU